AUGUCUCCACCUGUUCUGGGCCCACAACGAGAGGGGGAUCUUGCGGCGCAGCUGGCAAAGCUGGGAUGGGCUGUUUGCUCCUGCGACAUCGAGCAGCCUACUCCGACAAAUUUGUUGGAUCAGGCCGUGAGAUCAGCUAUCCUGAAAGACAUCGAUGACCAGCGCUACGACGCCAUCUUCCUGGGGACGCCAUGUGAGACAUAUUCAGCCCUGCGGGAGAUCAAGCCGGGCCCAAGGCCAUUGAGGUCCUCACCGGAGAUCAUGGGAAUCUCGACAGGCUUGACACCAGCAGAAAAGAAGCAGCUGGCCGAGGGCAACGAGCACACCGAAUUUUCUGCCGAGGUGAUGCAACGAGCCCACAAGAUGUACACCCCUUUUACGAUGGAGAACCCGGAGCCAUUGCAUCCAGUUUUGAUUUUCAACACCCCAAGUUUCAAAGAGGUGGCAAAGCUCAAGAGCGUGAGGGCCGUCGACUUUGAUCAAUGCAGGGUGGGAUGCGAGGCGAAGAAGCCUACGAGACUGCUGAGGUACCGAGUGGAGUACUCCGGCUUGGACAAGCUGAGGUGCAACCACGAGCCCAAAACCUUCACCGGCACGGAUGGGAAGGAGUACAAAGCAGCUCAUGAGAAGGUGGCGCAACGACGACGUACCAAUGCGGAUGGUAAGUCGGCCUCAAAAGCCUUGGGAAACUAUGCACCUCAGUUCUGCGAGGCAAUUGCCCGUGCAAUCGCCAAGGUCAACAUGGAGCGUCCGGGCGACGGACCGACGGUUAAAGAGUUGGAAGAUGAAAAGGCCCUGGGAGGGAUGCGGAAACCAGCAGAGUCAAUAAAGAGGCUACCUCAGUCGCAAGUAUUGGGGCAAGCCCUGCGCCAGCUAUUGGAGAAAGCCAUCGAACAAUACCCCAGCCUGCUGCAUACGGCAAAGGGUAUUGUAGAUGGGUCGGGCGAGAUCGCGGAGAUGGAUGCCGAAGCAAUCAAGGCUCUGCGCUCAGCAGCUGGCAAACUACUUGAGCCUCAGGAACCCAUGCCAGCCAAGACAGCCAGCGCCAGCUCUCCGCUGGAUGCUACGUUGUUGUGCGGCUGGGGGGACUUGGGGGAUGACCCCGAUGCAAAGCUACUUGCGUCUUGGGUCUUGCAAGGGGCACCCCUCGGAUUCGACCAACCCACAGAGGCAGAACUGCGCCGACCAUGGGACGAGUGGGAAAACUGGCCAUCAGCAGAGGAAGAACACGAAGCACUCGUGAAGUUGGUGAGGGAGGCGGAAGAGAAGGGGUUUUGCAAAAUCACCGCUGGCCCGGAGGUCGCACGGCAAAUUCUCGGUGCUGAUCCAGUUCUCAGCAAGCUGGGUGUCAUCGUGAAACACCAAGGCGAGAACCAGGAGAAGAAGACGAGAAUCAUUUGGGAUCUACGGGAAAGCGGUUUGAACAACAAGUGUAACCCUGCCGAGCGGGUGGUGCUCCCCAGGCUACUCGAUGUCGUAACAGACUCCUUGAGGCUGUUGAAGACAGAGGGGGCAGUAACCUUCGCGGCGGUCGACAUCAAAGACGCAUUUCACAACGUACCAGCCAGCUCAGACCGCAAGUACACGGUGGCUUCCGCAGAACUGGAGGACAAGAAGCAGUUCUUCAUAAUCUAUGGUUUCUUGGUGUUUGGGUCGAGGUCAAGCCCAACAAUUUGGGGAAGGUUCGCAGCACUGCUUGGCCGCAUCCUUGCAGCCACGGUGCCAGAGAACCGAACCCACAUCUAUGUGGACGACCCGAUCCUCUGA
Cladocopium goreaui is the source of this 1767-nucleotide messenger RNA. The record is from the annotation of a GenBank genome assembly. Lineage: Eukaryota; Dinophyceae; Suessiales; Symbiodiniaceae.